GUAAAUUGUUAUUCCCUCUAAGCUAAGGUAUCUAUUCUUACGUACUGUUUCUUCCUUUUAUCCCCCCUCCUGUUCUAAAAUACCUUAAGUACUUUCUCACCUUUCAAUCUCUCUUCUUCACUAACAAAAAGGGAUGGAAGCUCUCAUUCUCUUGCUUCCUCUGUUUUUACUUCACAGUAUCACCCAAUCCAGUGCCGCCCGCAUCGACGCAUUCGUCUACGGCGGCUGCUCGCCGACAAAGUUCAACCCCGGGACGGUCUACGAGUCGAACGUAAACUCGGCACUCACAUCGCUGGUCAACUCGGCCGACUCGGUCAGCUUCAACAAAUUCAAGACUUCUCUCCCGGGGUCGACCCAGCCCGACGUUAUUUACAGUCUUUACCAGUGCCGCGGCGACCUCGCCGCCUACGACUGCCGGAGCUGCGUGGCCCGAGCCGUGAGCCAGCUCGGGUCGCUCUGCGUGGACACCUCCGGCGGCGCGUUGCAGCUCGACGGGUGUUUCGUGAAGUACGACAACAUCUCGUUUCUCGGGGCGGUGGAUAAGGCGGAGGUCAUCCACAGGUGUGGGCCGUCUGUCUCGUCCAGCUCGGACGAGACGACGAGCCGGUACACCGUACUGACGGGUCUAUCGGCUGCGGGCCAGUACUUCCGGGUGUUCGGGUACGGGAGGGUCCAGGGUAUGGCGCAGUGUACGCAGGACGUGGACUCAUCGGCGUGCCAGGAUUGUUUGUCGGAAGCCAUCGGACGGCUGAAAAGUGAGUGUGGGUCCGCCUCGUGGGGAUACGUGUACUUGGUCAAGUGCUACGCGCGUUAUUCGGAGCAUGGAUUCUCGCCAAAAAGCGACGGAGAAAGCGCGAGAAAACUUGCAAUAAUAAUUGGGAUCGUUGCUGGUGUGGCCGUACUGGUCGUUCUCCUCUCUGUUUUGAGCAAUCUUUGUUGUUCCAAAGGUGGGAAGUAGAGCGGAUUUGUCGAUAUGCCAUCACAAAUUUACACAGACGAAAGCGUGUAUCGUAAUGAAUUGUGACUUAAAUUCUUUGGGUACAUUAUUUUUCCUUUUUAUUGUUAAUUUGGGCUGCUUUUCUCUGUGUAUGUGCUUUUGAGGAGGUGGUCGAAACAAUUUAGAGAAGGAAAUUAAUUAAUUAGUUGAAAGAAUAUAUUAUGGCAGCUGAAAUAAACUUUGCCGGGCAAGGCACUUGAUAUUUAUCCUA
Messenger RNA from Cuscuta epithymum, 1208 nucleotides. The record is from the annotation of a GenBank genome assembly. NCBI's taxonomy places the organism in Eukaryota, Viridiplantae, Streptophyta, Magnoliopsida, Solanales, Convolvulaceae.